Messenger RNA from Clunio marinus, 357 nucleotides. The record is from the annotation of a GenBank genome assembly. Lineage: Eukaryota; Metazoa; Arthropoda; Insecta; Diptera; Chironomidae.
AUGAACAAUUUUCUGAUAAUCCAGAACGAGUUAACUUUAAAAGAAUUCCAAGAAUUUGCAACUUUUUAUUCAAACGUUUUACUUUGUUCAAGACUUUGUUUAAGAAUUUUAGAUACUUUUUGUAGCUUCAUGUUCAUGCAACUCAACAUACAUCAAAGUUUCAAUCAAUGGAGGUUUUCGUGUAACGACGUUGACAAAAAAAAAGUUUUCAGAAUUUCUUAUGGCUUUUCAGAAGAGAAUAUCUUUUUUCAAGCAAUUAAAGUUCAAUUUUCAUUAAGACUUCUAUUUAGAUAUCUCUGUUUGAUUCGUUAUAGAGGAAACAUGAGAGGCAGCAAAAACAUGCUCGAGUCUACUUAA